AUGUCUAGCUCAGAGGAAGAGGAAGAUACUCCGAUGACUGCGCUCUCAGAAAAAAAACUAAGGAGGGAAGGACAGAAACUUUUGAGGUAUUUUGAAGACACUCAGGCUCAAGAUCUGGGGAUUCAUCUUUACUCAGCAUUCCUUCUAUCAAAACAAACAAAUGGUUUAUUACCACGCAAAAGGUGGCACGCAUGGCCUUUAGCAAUAGACAAGGUUUCAGAUCCAAAGUUUUUCGAUCGUUAUGUCGACGAAAAUGAGCCUUAUCAUAUUCGAAGGUGGUCUGGGACGCGCCAUCAACCGAUACCACUUACUGUUUCAAAGUCUGAGCAUCCCUCAGAAACCAUUGCAUCGAAGCCUGGUUCUACAUUUUACAAAGAGAGGCAGGUCUCUGAAUUUCUUACUGAUCCUCUACAGAUCUUAAAAGAGGAAAUAAAUGCAGCUUUCCAAAGGAAGCUAAACCAAAAAAUUCACAUAUCAAAAACAAAACAUUAUCAACCGGUAAUAGGUUCGGAGACAAAUAUUCCUGAAAUACUUAUCAAUAAGAUUCUAGCUCGACUGCAUCACAUACUCAUACAGCUGGCUGUUGGGAGGGGCCAGACUCCAGUAUCAGCUUCAGAAUUUUUAAGUAUCAAACGGUCAGGACUACUGGAUUGGAUGGAUGUAUUGAUGGCAUGUCGAGAAGACUCUCCUCGCGUUCAUAAACUAUUUGAUCUAGACUCUUCCGAUGCCAAGAAAAUCGCCAGAAGAGAUUUGUUUGAAUUGUAUCGGCCACCAGUCAGAUCUAGACCAAGAAACGCAGUAGUAGAUGAAGAGAAUGAAUCUGAACAAGAGGAAAUCAAUAACAUGGGUGAUCCGUCCUGUGUAAGAAGAGUGAAAAUUAUGAACCUCAAACGGGAAUUGCUUGCACAAAAGCCAGAUUUUGGUUAUUGA
Komagataella phaffii GS115 is the source of this 930-nucleotide messenger RNA. RefSeq lists its product as hypothetical. Bases 1 to 930 code for a protein of 309 amino acids. The record is from RefSeq and is a predicted model, not a curated record. The transcript has a single exon. Lineage: Eukaryota; Fungi; Ascomycota; Pichiomycetes; Pichiales; Pichiaceae.